Messenger RNA from Folsomia candida, 3775 nucleotides. RefSeq names its product fibulin-1. The transcript is spliced from 27 exons. The record is from RefSeq and is a predicted model, not a curated record. The coding region runs from base 164 to 3649 and encodes 1161 amino acids. Gene Ontology annotation, molecular function: calcium ion binding. NCBI's taxonomy places the organism in Eukaryota, Metazoa, Arthropoda, Collembola, Entomobryomorpha, Isotomidae.
GGAGGAAUCCAAUACAUACUUCCAUCUCGGAAGCAAAAGACCAAGACGAGUGGUCAAAUAUUUGCACAAAGAGUUGACCAGACGGCUCUUUUAAUUUCCUGUGGUAUUCUUUUGAUCAGGAAUCCAAUACAAAAUCUCUCGACUUGAUUUUAUUCAAAUCAUCAUGGAACAAUUAAAAGUGAAGGUGAAUUGGGUUACAUUUGUCGUAUUACUUCUGCUGGUUCUUGGUCGUGCCUCAUUUUCAGACGGAUUAGAAAACACGCUCUCGAAAUGUUGCACCGUGGGAGUGCGAUGGUCGUGGGAGAACAAUACGUGUUCCGAGUACCCCACUCCGGUCAAAGGUGUGUCAGCCGAACAUCAGGCUCCUUGCUUAUCAACAAUUGAUGCAUGUUGUCGCAGAAGUUAUCGUGAGUUGCAAUGCGUGGCAGGACAAAUGGCUGCAAAAUCAGGACAAGAAUGCAGGUUGGGGAGCGGUUCUGGGGCCCAGCAUCACAAGGAUUGCUGUGAAGGAUGCAAAUUAGGACUGCACGCCGGAGCGAUGGGUCUUUACUGUGAGUUUCACUCUCUGAAACUGGCGUUAGGACCCCCGUGGGAUAGUUCCCUCACAAAAUGCUGCCUACAAGCCGGGGGACGGGGUGGACUUCCGCCUAAAACGUCUCUCAGCACAACACAGUCCCCGCAGGCCGAAAUUUCUCUGGUGCCAUCGUCGUCCUCAUCGUCUUACCGCCCACCAGUGACACGGUCGGGUGGAGAACGGGGAGACAUUUGCUCCUUAUUUCCUGGUCAACUUUGCUCCCACAAUUGCAUCAGCGAAGGAACUUCUUAUCGAUGCACCUGCCGGGAAGGAUUUCGUCUCCUACCCGAUGCCAAAUCCUGCCAACUUGACACAACAACAUCCAUGCCGGAAUCAAGUUCAAGAAGCAGACCGUCCCUGGGCCAGUGUCCCCAAGGAUUCGUGUACAAUCCAAGCUCACAAGUUUGUGAUGAUGUGGACGAAUGUCUGACAGAGAUUGGAAAUAGAGCUUGCUACCCAUACAAGACUUGUCGUAACACCGUGGGUUCAUUUAUUUGUGAGGAUGCUGCCACCGCGACAGGCCAAGGUCAACAGCCCGUGUGCCCACCGGGUUAUCAGAUCGAAGAAGCCACUGGGGACUGUGUUGAUAUUGAUGAAUGCCAACUCCGGGUUGACAUUUGCGUGAGAGAAAUCCAGUACUGCAUCAACACUCCGGGUGGAUUUGACUGUCAGAGCAAGAAAGAUUUCCAACGGUACAACUGCCCAGCCGGAUACAAGUUCAAUAAUGCAACGCUAAAUUGUGAUGAUGUGAACGAGUGCAAGGAAAGUCUCGAUAGUUGCGAGCGAGGUUCUGAAGUUUGUCGAAAUACGGCAGGUGCUUAUGAAUGUGACUCCAAAUGUGAGCUCGGUUAUCGCUACGAUACUCGAGCCAGGACUUGUCAAGAUAUGGAUGAGUGCAAAGAAGGAACUCAUGAGUGUCGAAUUGACAAAGAGAGAUGUGUUAAUGUUCCGGGAAGCUAUCAGUGUCACCAACUCCACUCCGAGGACAGCAAUUGUCCUCCAGGAUAUGAACCCAAUCCAAAUUACAGUUUCCUUUGUCAAGACCGCGACGAGUGCAACACAGGACUCCACACUUGUGGAAGGGACGAAACUUGUAUUAACGAGAUGGGAGGGUACCGAUGUGAAGGCGGAUCACCGGCCUCAAGUCCUGCUGCAGGAGAUGAUUCUGGCUCUACGGAAAUCGGGGUCACGGAUGAUGAUAAUGACACCGAUGACGUCAACGAGAUUUCCGAGGAGGAAGACAAUAACGCUCUGAAUACAAGGUCAGUAUCAUCUGCAUCAACUUUGGGACUCAGGAGCAGAGGGACGGAAAUGCCAAUCAUGUCGAGUCCAAGAACAACGGAGCGCAGUAAUUUUAUUCGACAACAACCGAGACCCUGUCCCACCGGGUACCGUCAAGGUCGAAGUGACCGUGGAGGAAAUUCGAGCUGUGUUGAUGUCAACGAAUGUGAAGAACAGAACCCUUGUGAUAGCACACAGAUUUGUCAAAACUCUGAGGGAAGUUUUUACUGCCAGUGUCGUUCGGGGUAUUACAGAGAUCCAAUUACGGGCUCCUGUCAAGAUGUAAAUGAGUGUCAAACGGGCCAACAUAGCUGUUUAGCGAGCCAAAGGUGCGACAAUUCUCCGGGAUCUUACUCCUGCAUCAGAAUCACGGGGUGUGGCACGGGCUACACGCUCAACUCAAGGUCGGGACAAUGUGAAGAUGAUGAUGAAUGCUUAUUUGGGAAUAAUGACUGCAGUCGACACGGUCCCGAGUACCAGUGCAAAAACACGCUGGGUUCCUUUACUUGUGAACGAGUCAAGAAAAAUUGUCCUCUCGGGUUGUCCCUUGCUCCAAAUGGAGAAUGUCGAUCCGUGUGCACAACAGGUUUCCAGUUUAAUUCCCGAGGGGACUGUGUUGAUAUCGAUGAGUGUACGACGUAUGGAAGAACGCUAUGCGCUACUCAUCACCAAUGCGUUAAUACGAUGGGUUCUUAUCAGUGUAUUUCUAAAAUUAUUUGUCCGGCUGGUUUCGAACCAGAUCCUGCCGGGAAUAGAUGCGUUGACCGGGACGAAUGUGCGGAUGGGACUCACACGUGCAAAGGAAACCAAGAGUGUUUAAAUAGAGGAGGUGGCUUCAUUUGCCAGUGUCCACCGGGACACACGUUGCGUUCUGGGAAUUGUGAAGACAUUAACGAAUGCGAGCGUCAAGUUUGCGCCAGUAAUGCUGAAUGUCACAACACGAUCGGAUCAUUUCAUUGCAUUUGCAAGGAAGGAUUUGAACACGGAUCGGACAACAGAACCUGCUCAGAUAUCAACGAGUGUGAAACAAUUGCUGGACUUUGCGAGCAAACCUGCAUCAACACGUGGGGAUCGUACAAAUGUGCUUGUGGCGUCGGCUUCACCUUGGGCGAGGAAGGAAGAUCGUGCCGAGAUGUGGACGAGUGUGCAGAGGCAGAGGGAAAUUAUCUCUGUAUCGGAAACUGUGUGAACACUCAUGGAUCCUAUCGCUGCGACUGUCCGGACGGAUACAAACUUGGAAGUGACAGCAGAACUUGUCAAGAUAUUGAUGAAUGUGCACUGACACAAGCAUGCCGACAAGACGAGCAAUGUCUCAACACUCGUGGAGGUUUCCGUUGUAAUCGGAUCGAUUGUCCUCCCAGUUAUUCCAGGGAUGGCGAUCUCAACGACCGUUGCAAAAAAUCCGUCCCUUGCAAGGACCGAGACCACCAAUGUCUCCGGGAACCAUUGACAAUUUCCAAAAACUACAUCAGCUUCACUUCCAAAAUCCGUAUCCCAUCGACGGGCUAUGUGGACAUGUUCACGAUGCGAGGACCCAGUUGGUCCGGAGCAGUGAUGCAUUUCCAUCUGGAGGUAAAAAGUACGAGGUCACCCAACGGCGUCCCUGCGGCUGGAAGAAAUCACUUCCUGCUUCGAAGACCCACACCGUAUCAAGCCGUCGUUGCUCUGGCAAAACCCAUUGAAGGCCCACAGGACAUAGAACUUGAGCUGAAAAUGGAAGUCUUCCAUCGUGGUUCAUUCGCCGGCUCGGCCGUUGCACAAAUUUUAAUCGUAGUCACCACCUACGAGUUUUAGCCUUUAUUAUCCAAUCACUUUGCAACUUUGUACCUUUUACUCUUGUCAUUCGAAACUUUUUUCGUCUUAAUUUCAUUCCUAAGCGAAUAAACAGUCACCGACACAAGGCAUUUUUGAAUGUCAAAA